GCCAUCACAUCAAUGAUAAUAUUCCAGAGUUUUUGCAAAACGGUGUCCAAAAUAAAGGCAAAACUAAUGAUGAAAAUAAGGAUUUAUCGAAACGACAACCUAAUGGUCACAAUAACCAGAAACCGGUCUCUAAAGUGAUGCCGAAGACUAAUCCGAAGACAACGGUUAAGACCAAUGCAAACGUGAGGCCAACACAAGAGCCAAGAGUUGGGGCAAAGAAUACGACGAAGAAAGUGGUCCUCAAAGACACGUCUAUUCCCAGCAUUUCGUUCAUCACAACCGAAGAAUUUGCUUCAAUUCCUCAUUAUAUGUUGGGACGACUCACCUAUGAAGUGAUCAAUAGAGCCAUCGCUGACUUCAACCGAACCAUUGCCACCAAAUAUAAGAUAAUAAACAACUAUUCGACCAAAUAUUGUGACGAAGAUCUGCGCAAAUAUGCCGCGUAUAAGGAACAGGAGAACUCGGAAACUGAUGGACAAUAUUUUUGUACAAUCAAUGACUUGAAAGACUUAAGUGAUCUCAAACUGGACAUCACUAUCCGGAAGGCCAUCAUUUGUCUCCGUCAUUGCAAACGCGUUAAAGAGAUCCGCGGAAAUCCUCCUAAACUUAUCAGAUAUGCGAUCGUCAAGAGCACCACUUUUAUGGAUUAA
This is a messenger RNA of Oppiella nova, 650 nucleotides long. NCBI's taxonomy places the organism in Eukaryota, Metazoa, Arthropoda, Arachnida, Sarcoptiformes, Oppiidae. The record is from the annotation of a GenBank genome assembly.